Morchella importuna is the source of this 1260-nucleotide messenger RNA. RefSeq lists its product as uncharacterized. The transcript has 3 exons. Gene Ontology annotation, molecular function: nucleosome binding; protein binding. The record is from RefSeq and is a predicted model, not a curated record. Gene Ontology annotation, biological process: negative regulation of transcription by RNA polymerase II. NCBI's taxonomy places the organism in Eukaryota, Fungi, Ascomycota, Pezizomycetes, Pezizales, Morchellaceae. Bases 1 to 1260 code for a protein of 419 amino acids. Gene Ontology annotation, cellular component: ESC/E(Z) complex.
AUGAACAAAAAACGCGACACCGAAACCCCCAGCUCCACGACCACGCCCAACACCACCACCACCACCACCACCACCGCGCCCACCCCACGCCCACUCGACCCCUGGAAAUUCCCCACCGUCAAAGCCACCAUCGGCCCCAACAAAGGCUCUCCCGGCGUAACCUACUACGGCGCCUACUUCUACCCGUACACGCCCCCCGGCGUCGACCCCGUCUUCGCCGUCGUCGGCGGCCGCGAAGCCAUCAUCGCGCGCCCGCACCCCUCCCGCGGCAUCGAGAUCAUCCACUACUUCCACGACGACCUCUUCUUCCCCACGGAGGCCCUCUGCUCCGCCUGCUGGACGCGCUGCACACGCACCGGCGCCCCCCUCCUCGCCGUCGGCGGCGCAGCGGGGAUAAUAAAGAUCAUCAACAUCCGCACGGGCAAGGUGCAGCAAACACUCGUCGGCCAUGGCGACGAGAUCAUGGAGAUCCUUGUCUCGCCGAUAAACCAGGACAUCCUUGCGUCGGCGUCCGCCGACUCCACCGUGCGGCUGUGGAAUAUUAGCGCCGAGUACGAGCGCCAGCCGUGCGCGCUCAUCUGCGCGGGGGAGGGCCACCGCGAGACGAUCCUCAGCAUCGCGUUCCACGCGUCGGGGCGGUACCUGCUGAGCGGCGGGAUGGACCACAUCGUGAAUCUGUGGAUCCUGCCAUCGGCCAUGCCGGCAGGCCGUGACGACCCGGUGGUGCUGCACUACCCGCAUUUUGCGACGAGCAUGGUGCACAGCAACUACAUUGACUGUCUGGCCUGGCACGGCGACGUGGUGCUGAGCAAGGCGGCGAAGGAGAGCCGCAUCGUGCUGUGGUCGAUCCAGGGGUUCAACAGCCGUGUUGAUCCCAGUGUGUGGGGGGCGCCGCCGACGACGCAUGAGUUCCGUGAGACGCGGAGCGUGUUUGGCGCGGGCUUUGAGAGGCUGGACGGAGAUGGGGAGGAAGGAGAGUGGUGGUGGGGCGGGGGCGCGGGGGAGGGAGGAGAGUGUGGGGAGUGCGGGGGCGGGGGGGGAGGGGAGGCACCCGUGGCGGCGGCGGCGGCGGGAGGAGGGAAGGGGAGGGUGAAGGGUGGGGAUGAUGUGUCGGAUCCGUUUGGGCUGGUGAGGCCCCAUCACUUUUUGGACAUUCCGAAGGUGAGGAGUCCGGUGAGGCAUAUUGCGUUUAGUGUGGGCGGGGAGUAUAUGGUCAUGGUGGGGGAGCAGAGUAUGAUUACGGUUUGUAAGAGGUGGUAG